CCUCCUCCUCCUCGCUCCUUCGUCCCCUCCCGGUCUGUGUACCUGCACUGGCCGGUGGCCACCCUCUCUCCCUCCUUCCCUGCCUCCCUCGAUUUCUGCACGAGCUUCGGAGUCCGUCGACAGCGUCUGUUGGGCGCCCCCCACCAGCGUCGACAAAAUGGAGCCACUUUGUCGACGAAUGCGACUAAAACAGGAAAAUGCUCUCGCGGACCGACAGAGCCGAGCCCCUGCCCCUGCCCCUGAUCCAGCUCGAUGUUGGUAAUUGGAUGCAGUCUGGGCGGCACUCGUUGAGAGCCCCGAGGGAGGGAACAGAGUUCGGAUUCGACGAAUCGAGCGAAAAUGGAGGGAAGGCCGUCGUUGACAACUCCGGGCUCCACGUCGAGGCAGACGGCAGACGACAGAAGAGCGAUGGCCCCACCGCAGUCGCCGCUCGGGCUCGGGAACUAACAGCAGCACUUUUCCAUGGCUGGAGGAGAAUCGGUGCGAGCGGGCGAGCUCAGAGCCUCAAUACCACGUUCCGAGUGCGGAGGAUCGAUGGACGAGGGGAGGGCAUGAAAGCUUCUGUGAUCACGAGGGCCCGCCCGACACGGACCCACCGGCCGGGCCCGCUCGGCUGGAGCCCAGUUGGGUGACAGAAUAGUUUUCUCGAUCAGCCAAAAGCACCGUGUAAUGCGCGCGGUGGUAAUAACUUUGCGCAUCGAGACCGUAUCCUAUCCUAUUCGACGAGCAGAAUUCUUGUCCAUUCUCAUUCCUUGCACACCGUCGUCGUCGUCGUCACGAGCUCGCGCGACAUGCUACUUCACAUUCUUGCCUCUUGACUUUUGUGCCUACUGCGAGCUCAUGAUUACUCGAGCUCGAGAGCCCGAGAGAGAGAGAGAGAGAGAGUGUUUUCGCGCCUGGAUGAGAACCUCGACACCUCGACGGACUCCAUGGUACUCCCCCAAUCCCAUCCUCCUAGUCCUCCUCUGGCGCCCACGGUCCAUCCUCCCGUCGCUGCUCAAACUUACACCAAACGCCAUAUCAUGGCGUUUCACGUCAUUCCGACUUUUCCUCCCGCUUUUCACUCGCGCUUCGCGCAGUCGAUUCUGGUGCCCCUCCCCUCCCGUAGCAGCAGCCCUCGUCUCUGAGCCCGAGCCGUCGAUCCACCGUACGCAUGUGGCACUUACUUCCGCGCGUGCGUGUGUGUGAGGCUCAUUGCUCCUCCUUGUGCUCAGGAAGAAAAGGCAUGUCCAAUGUCCAAUGUCUCGCGCUCGGUGCAGAUCCGGGUGUCACCAGGUUGUCACUCUGACCCAAAGAGCUCGUUCGUGAUUCCCACAGGCUUUUCAGUUCGCAGCCAAUGCGCUCUUCCAAGUUGCUUACCAUCUCCUGGAGCUCUCGGUCGAAGAUCGAAGCUUUGUGCAGAUCACAGAGCCGAGCAUCGACCCUCGCCACCGUCUUGUGAUGAAGUGAAUCUAGCCAAAAGGUCAUGCAAUACCAUACAUACCUUCCAGGAAUUAUGUCCAAUUCUAACACCAAGGAUUUUCAAUAUAUCUUGAG
Marchantia polymorpha subsp. ruderalis is the source of this 1536-nucleotide messenger RNA. NCBI's taxonomy places the organism in Eukaryota, Viridiplantae, Streptophyta, Marchantiopsida, Marchantiales, Marchantiaceae. The record is from the annotation of a GenBank genome assembly.